AGGACCGUGUUUACAGCGACGCCGACUGUCCUGUACGGCAUCAGUAGUCGCCGAGAGAUCGAAGCGGUGAGUUCGGCGCAUUCGUUGGAGACACGGACGCCCUUCUUUUCUGCCCCCGAGUCAUGGUCCCUAAGCCAGAGAACAAGCUGACCGCGUGGUACGUCAACGAACCUGAAAAGGUGCUGGACGCCCAAAGGAUCAAGCAGAUAAUGGGGGAUGGUGCAGAGAUUUACGAGACUUCGUCGUACGAAGACGCCAUCGUCACGCUGGAGUGCAUCAGGCAGAGGAAGAAAAUUCGCUACGAGGACCGCCUCCAUCUUUCGCCGAACAAGGAAGACUACGUGAGCAUGAUCGACAUGUUCCGGCGCGAGCACAAACAUCCCGACGAGGAGGUGCGCUACUUUGAGCGUGGCACGGGCUUCCUGGACGUACGCGACAAGUCAGACCGCUGGCUGCGGGUGCAGGUCAGGGCGGGCCACCUGCUCGUUCUGCCACCGCAGAUAUACCACCGCUUCUCACCAGCAACGCAACAGGAGGAAUUAGUGAUUCACCGCCUCUUUGAGGAUGUGGAUGCCUGGACAGCAGACUUCAGGGAUGAAGAAGGCGACCAGUGACUCGUCCAAUUGAUCUCCACACUUAGCUUUGUUGUACGCGUCUGCUCGGUGCGUGCUCUACUUUGUAUGUGUGGAACACUUGUACAUUUCAGAAGAGUUGUAUUGUGUUUUUCCCUUUGCUUCAAACCUUCUUCAAUACGCAGCAGGUAAAAGUCACUAACACCUUGCAGCUUUGCUCAGCACCACAACAGGGCAAACAACAACCUCCUCAGACAACCUGCCAAAUUUAAAUUUAGAACAGAAACAGGUAGCCACUUCAGAUCUAGUUACCUCAUUCAAAUCUAUUUCUUUGGGUACUUUCUACAAAAGUACCCAAAAGGACAAAAGUAACCCUGGAUGCACGCACUAAUUUCGUGCAUCCAGGGUUCAUGCUCGUUUACAUGACAGCAAUUCAAAGGUUUUCAAGGACUUUCAAGGCUACAUGUGUGAAUUUUCAAGGACCACUUCGUCCGUUAGAAACCCAAUUUAUGCAUUUUCAAGUGAGAAUUGAGCCCAGGCCAUCUGCACGGCAAGCAGGUGUUCUACCGCAGAGCCACACCAUUGCUUUGAACUUCUUCAAAAAAUGGCGGCUUUAAAUAAUUAGAAUUCAACAAAAAAAAGUAACAUCGCUGGAGCAAACAUCAGAAACAUGGCUCUGAUAACAUUUACUUUCCAGAGAACUCUCAAUCGUAGUUUCUUAGAGGUUGAUAGAUAAUCGCUUUCAGUAUGACACAAGAUACAAUGGUGUAUUCUGAUAGGCAAAGCUAAGAAACAGUUAUUAUGCUACUCCCAUUUCAAUGCUCUCAUAUCAAUGUCCGCUACUAUCUCCUUGUGCUUGGUGUUGGCAGUCCUCAUUAGGCUGUCUGACUUGAUAAUGCAUGUCACGUCACUAGUUGCCUCUGCCUUUUCUGCUUAUGAGUCUGCUAUAGCUGCUAGUUCCGCAACAGAAACUUCUAACAUCUUUUUCGUUUUUGUAAGCAUUUUGUCCUCCUCCUCAAUGCAACAUUUUUUUCUAAUCCUCCUGCUACUUCCUCUUGCGAGUCUUCAAAAAUGCACAGUGUUGUCUUCCGCAGUGGGGCAGUCGUUAUGGUGCUCGACUGCAGAUUCGAUGGUCAUGGGUACGACCCGGACCACAGCAGUUCAAUUUCAAUGGAGGCAAAACAGUUAAGGCCUGUGUAGUGUGCAAUACAUAUCAAUGCAUGUUAAAGAGCGCCAGAUGAUCAAAAUUUCCGGAGCCUUCCAAUACGAUGUCUCUCAUAAUGAUUUCCUUGUUUUGGGACGUAAAGGCCCAGAUAUUAUCAUUAUUAAAAAUGCAUGGUGUUGGUUCCUCUCAGAAGAUACUGCUGUUCUCAAAUCUUUUAACAUAGGCACAUUACGUGUUCCACAUGCUACAUUUACGGCAUCCCAAAUAAUGGUCUGUGAAAUGUGCAAAAACGUUAAUGAAAAA
Messenger RNA from Rhipicephalus microplus (southern cattle tick), 2040 nucleotides. RefSeq names its product acireductone dioxygenase. Gene Ontology annotation, molecular function: acireductone dioxygenase [iron(II)-requiring] activity. NCBI's taxonomy places the organism in Eukaryota, Metazoa, Arthropoda, Arachnida, Ixodida, Ixodidae. The record is from RefSeq and is a predicted model, not a curated record. Gene Ontology annotation, biological process: L-methionine metabolic process.